Messenger RNA from Pleurotus ostreatus (oyster mushroom), 468 nucleotides. RefSeq lists its product as uncharacterized. The coding region runs from base 1 to 468 and encodes 155 amino acids. The record is from RefSeq and is a predicted model, not a curated record. The transcript has 2 exons. Lineage: Eukaryota; Fungi; Basidiomycota; Agaricomycetes; Agaricales; Pleurotaceae.
AUGCCACUAUUCGGUUCAAGCAACAACUACUCGCAGUCUCGUCGUAGCGAAUCGCCCAAACGGAAAGGCAGUAUCUUUUCCAGUCGGCAAUCUGACUCGCAUUCGAAUUCCCCCGACCGCUCCCGGAAUCACAACAGCAACGGUGGAAUAUUCAGCCGUCGCCGCUCGUCGUCAUCGGAUUCAUCAUCGAGGCGCUCUUCUCCGAGAAAUGGAGGCAGUUUCUUUGGUGGAGGAAGCAAGCAAGACCCCACCAUCAAAUCUGCGCGUCAGAAAGUGUCAGAUGCUGAAGCAGCUGAGAGAGACGCCGACCGCGCAUUGGUGCAAGCCAGGAUUAGCGUGAAGGAAGCCAGAGAACAUGUCAAAGUCCUGGAGAAGGAAGCCGAGGAAGACACGAGGCGUGCAAAGGCGAAGCAAGCAGAGGCAAAAGUUGUCAGUAAAUCUGCUCGGGCCCUCGGGAAAUUCAGUUAG